AUGACUAGACGUUCAAAAAGAAAUCAUGAAUCUGUUGGGAUGAGUGAACAAGAAUCUUCAAGCAAUUUGUUAAGACCAAAUAAACGGAGAAUGAGAAAUUCAGAUAUAAUUAUUAAAAAUGAAGAUGUGGAGAAUCCAAUACCUGAUACGAGGGGCCGAAACUAUCCAUUAUACCUUCUUCCUCCACCUCGUAGAAAUAUAAAUUCCCCUUCCACCCAAUGGACAGAAAAUUUAAACAACUUUAACGACACAACCUUUUCUACGCCUAUGCAAUUUUUCACAGAUGGACACAACACUGGUGGAGUAACUUUGCGUCCUAUUUGUUUACCUCCUGAACACUCUACACAUGGUGGAAUAACUUUACCUCCUAUCCGUUCAGUACUACCCAUCGAUCUUGAAAACUUUGGUAGUAGUAUAGGUCGGUUUACAGACGACGGUAUUGAAGUAGUUGACUUGACAUCUUCAAGUCCCGAAAACUUUGUAAUCGACCUUACCUCAUCUCCAAAUGUCCAUUCUCGCUCGGAAGUAAUCGUGAUUGAUGAUGAUGAUUCUCCAACAGAAAAUAUUUCAUCAUCCACGGCUUCAUCAUCACAGAAAGGUCUUCUACUUAAAUGCUCAAUUUGCCUUGAUCAUCCAAAGGAUACGUCCGGUAACAAAAAAGCAGAUCAGGCACCUGGAAUUCAAGGUGUUGUCCGUAAACGGCUAACGGUCU
Molecule: messenger RNA, 712 nt
Organism: Scutellospora calospora
Lineage: Eukaryota; Fungi; Glomeromycota; Glomeromycetes; Diversisporales; Gigasporaceae
Source: the annotation of a GenBank genome assembly